Messenger RNA from Centropristis striata (black sea bass), 1755 nucleotides. RefSeq names its product aromatase (gene cyp19a1a). The record is from RefSeq and is a predicted model, not a curated record. Gene Ontology annotation, molecular function: oxidoreductase activity, acting on paired donors, with incorporation or reduction of molecular oxygen; iron ion binding; heme binding. NCBI's taxonomy places the organism in Eukaryota, Metazoa, Chordata, Actinopteri, Perciformes, Serranidae. The coding region runs from base 38 to 1594 and encodes 518 amino acids. The transcript is spliced from 9 exons.
CAGAUCUCAUCACUCGGACCUCGUACGGGUUGUUUCAAUGGAUCUGAUCUCAGCUUGUGAAUGGGCGAUGAAUCCUGUAGCUUUGGAUGCCACAGUGGGACACCUUGUCUCCAUGUCCCUGAACGCCACUGCAGUGGGAUCACCGGGCAUCACUGCUGCAACCAGAACCCUGAUCCUGUUUGUCUGUCUGCUGCUGGUUGCCUGGAGCCACACAGACAAGAAAACUGCCCCAGGUCCAUCUUUCUGUCUGGGUUUGGGGCCACUUCUGUCAUAUGUGAGAUUCAUCUGGACUGGUAUAGGCACAGCCAGCAACUACUACAACAACAAGUAUGGGGACAUUGUCAGAGUCUGGAUCAAUGGAGAGGAGACCCUCAUACUCAGCAGGGCCUCAGCGGUGCAUCAUGUACUGAAGAAUGGACAUUACACUUCACGUUUUGGGAGCAAGCCUGGACUCAGCUGCCUGGGCAUGAAUGAGAAAGGCAUCAUAUUUAACAACGAUGUAACUCUGUGGAAAAAGAUACGCACCUACUUCUCCAAAGCUCUGACAGGUCCAGGCUUGCAGCAGACAGUGGAGGUUAGCGUCUCCUCCACACAGACUCACCUGGACGACCUGGACGGUUUGGGUCACGUGGAUGUUCUCAGUUUGCUGCGCUGCACCGUGGUCGACAUCUCAAACAGACUCUUCCUGGAUGUACCUGUCAAUGAAAAAGAGCUGCUGCUGAAGAUUCAGAAGUAUUUUGACACAUGGCAGACUGUGCUGAUCAAACCAGACGUUUACUUCAAGUUUGACUGGAUUCAUCAGAGACACAAGGCAGCAGCUCAGGAGCUGAAAGACGCCAUAGAGAGCCUUGUAGAACAGAAGAGGAGAGAUAUGGAUCAGGCAGAUAAACUGGACAACAUCAACUUCACUGCAGAGCUCAUAUUUGCACAGAACCAUGGCGAGCUGUCUGCAGAGAACGUGAGUCAGUGUGUGCUGGAGAUGGUGAUCGCAGCACCGGACACUCUGUCCAUCAGCCUCUUCUUCAUGCUGCUGCUGCUCAAACAGCAUCCAGAUGUGGAGCUGCAGCUGCUGCAGGAGAUAGACACUAUUGUAGGAGAGAGACAGCUUCAGAACGGGGAUCUGCAGAAGCUGCAGGUGCUGGAGAGCUUCAUCAACGAGUGCCUGCGCUUUCACCCGGUGGUGGACUUCACCAUGCGUCGAGCCCUGACUGAUGACGUCAUAGACGGCUACAGGGUGCCGAAGGGCACAAACAUCAUCCUGAACACCGGGCGCAUGCACCGGACAGAGUUUUUCCUCAAACCUAAUGAAUUCAGCCUGGCAAACUUUGAGAAAAAUGCUCCUCGCCGUUACUUCCAGCCGUUUGGUUCGGGCCCUCGCGCCUGUGUUGGCAAGCACAUGGCCAUGAUAAUGAUGAAAUCCAUCCUGGUGACAUUGCUCUCCCAGUACUCUGUCUGCCCCCAUGAGGGCCUCACCCUGGACUGCCUCCCACAGACCAACAACCUCUCCCAGCAGCCUGUUGAGCACCAGCAGGAGGCUGAACAGCUCAGCAUGAGAUUCUUACCCCGACAGAGAGGAAGCUGGCAAACACUCUGAGACUCUGACCUUUAAUUAUACAUUUAUACAGAAUCUCCUUUACUUCAGUUUAUAUCAUCUCAUCGUUGUACAAAGUUAUGUUAUUUUUAUUUUGUAUAUUGUAUGUAUUGAAUUAUUAUGCAUUGUGUGAAAUGUAAAUUACUUGCUGAUAUUGAAAUAAA